CGGAACGUGACGGCCAGCUUGACUGCAGUUCCAAGUCUGUUGCUGUGUCCCAAUUCAGGGUCUGCACACUUUGAGUGCGCGUUUUAAGUGCGUUUACGUCACUGUGCCGCGGCGAAGGGUGUCCCAAUUCAAAGUGUUCUCAUAAUGAAAGAUGAGCUGACUGGACAGUAAACAUGGGUCAGAGAGAAGAUGCCCAGCUGUCCUGUCUUAAUGUCCUCACCUACCACAGAGAGCUGCUGGUGUCCAGGUUGAGGAGCAUCCAGUGCAUCUUGGACAACCUGUCGGCCUGUGGCUUCCUCUGUGAAGAGGAUGUGGAGAUCAUACAGAGAACUGUCACAAAGGCAGAUCAGGUGCGAAAAAUCUUGGAGCUUGUCCAGUGCAAAGGGGAUGAGGCCUGUGAAUAUUUCAUUUACAUCAUAUAUAAAGUAUGUGAUGCAUACAUAGACCUCCAGCCAUGGUUGAAAGAGAUCAACUACAACCCAAGUAAUGACAUUGCGUUGAUGAAAGUGGUUAACACAGAUCCCAUCAGCAGGUAUUCAUCAAAGUUGAGGCAUGAGAUGGGCCGGGACACCAACUUCAUCAUGUCGUACGGCCAGAGAGCGGAGACCCGCCUGGAGGACUUGUACACUGACACACUGAUGGAACUGUUGAAUGACUCUGAUGAAAGUCUGGGCUUUUUGGAGAGUCUAGACCAGCUCCUAGGAGACCAUGCUGCCUUCAAUCCCCAGGGGGAAACAACCUAUGUGAUGGGGGAUGUAGGUGUGGGAAAAUCUAUCCUCCUUCAGAAGCUCCAGAACCUCUGGUCCAAGAAAGAGCUACAGACUGACGCCAUCUUCUUCUUUAAAUUCCGCUGUAGGAUGUUCAGUGUCUUCAAGGACACCGAGCAGGUCUCCCUCAGAGACCUUUUGUUCAAGUACAACUGCUACCCAGAUCACGAUCCAGACAAUGAGGUGUUUGAUUACAUCCUGCGCUUCCCUGAGAAGAUUAUUUUUACAUUUGAUGGCUAUGAUGAGAUCCAGGAUGAUCUGGACCUGAUCAAUGUACCUGAGGUGGUGUCGCCUGAAGAAAAGGCACACCCCCUCCAGCUGCUCAUCAGCCUGCUCUGUGGGAAACUACUAAAGGGCUCCCAGAAGGUGCUGACGGCCCGGACAGGGAUUGAGCUCCAGAGUAGAGUGAUCAGAAAAAAGGUGGCUCUGCGAGGCUUCUCCCCCACUCACCUGAAGACCUACAUUGAUCUGCACUUCAGGGAGCAGGAGCACAGAGAGCUGGUGUCUGUCCAGCUGGAUGCCAACCCCCACCUAUGUGGACUAUGCUCCACCCCGCUGUUUUGCUGGAUUGUAUUCCAGAGCUUUAGGCACCUGCACACUAUGCAUGAUAGUUUUCAUCUGCCUGAAACUUCCAUUACACUCACUGACAUCUUCCUGCUGCUGUCAGAGGUGUUCCUAUGUCGCUCAGCCUCACCUGCACAUAACCUGCUGAAGAAAAGCACUCGGUGUGCCUCAGAAACAUUUAAACGGGGGCUCAAGCCUCUCGCAGCUCUCGCUAAACUGGCCCUUCAGAGUAGUGAGAGAGGUAGCUUCAUUUGCAGCCAGGAGGAGAUCACUGUGUGUGGCCUGGCAGAGGAGGACCUGCCCCUGGGCUUUCUUAGACCUGUCAGCGAGUGUGAUGGCAGUCAAAGCCCUGCUACAUUUGAGUUUGUCCACAUCACCCUCCAGUCUUUUCUGGCUGCGUUUGCGCUUGUGUUGGAUGAGCAGGCUGCUGCCAGCUCCAUCCUCAGGUUCUUCACAGAGUGCAGCAGGAAAAGAGACUCAGCCUGUUUGCCUUUUCCGUCUUGUAUUCGUGGCUCUUCAAAGCCCAGUGAAAAGCAACUGUUUGCAACUAACGAACACCUCCAGUUCACUAAUCUGUUCUUGUGUGGACUGCUGUCCAAGGCCCAACGCAGCCUAAUGGAGCAUCUGGUAUCACCAGUGCUACUGAAGAAAAAACAGGCCUUACUCAAAUCCUACCUUUCCACCAGAGUCAAGUCCAGUCUCCGUGGCUUACCCCACUACCACAGUGACGAGGGCAAGAAAGUCCAUGUUAUGCCCAACUUCCUUUGGACACUGAGGUGCAUCUUUGAGACAGGGAGCAAAGAUAUUGCUCAGAUGACAGCCAGAGGGAUCACAGCUGGCCUGAUCAAGCUGGGUUACUGUAACAUGUACUCAGGUGACUGCACCGCCCUCAACUUUGUUCUGCAGCACCGUCAGAAACCCCUAGGACUAGACAUGGACAACAACAACAUCAGUGACUAUGGGGUGAUGCAGCUUAAGCUCUCCUUCAGUAAAAUCACAGUUGUGAGAUUGUGUGUAAAUCGCCUGACUGACACCAGCAUUGAGAUUCUUGCUGAGGAGCUAUGUAAGCACAAAGUUGUGGAAGUCUUGGGGCUAUACAACAAUAACAUCACAGAUGCUGGAGCCAAGCUCGUUGCUCAGAUAAUUGAGGAAUGCCCAAAGCUGCGAGUCCUCAAGAUUGGUAAAAACAGCAUAACUGCUCUUGGCGGGAAGUAUUUGGCCAGCGCAAUUCAGAAGAGCACUUCUAUAUUUGAUGUGGGAAUGUGGGGGAACAGUAUUAGCGAUGAGGGAGCAGAAGCAUUUGCAGGAGCUUUGAGGCACCACCCAAGGCUCACCAACCUCAGUCUCUCAGCCAAUUGCAUCACUUCUAAAGGUGGACAGUGCCUGGCAGAAGCACUGAAAGAGAACAGCGUCCUCAGGAUAUUUUGGCUAGUGCAGAAUGAGUUGACCGAUGAUGCAGCUCCACAUUUGGCUGAAUUGGUCCAAGCGAACACAGGUUUAAGCCACCUCUGGUUAAUCAACAACCAGUUUACUGUGGAUGGCAUCAGACAGCUUGCUGAGGCCCUCACUCACAACUCAACAAUCAAAGAGAUAUGUGUGAAAGGAAACCAGCUCUCUCCAGAGGAAGAGAAACAGUUUGAGGCAGAGAAAAGGCUGCGGUUCCACUGACUGGGAACUCUUGAGAAACGGAUUGCUCUCAAGACAGAAACACAGAUGUGUGUCCACUGAAUCAUGCAACAUUCUGUCUGCCAGCAUACAGUCACACUGUCCGCUUCAGUGGAAACACUUGGCAUUGAUUGCAUCUUUGAUCAUUGAUGAAGCCAUUUUUACACUGUGUCAUGUUCCUGUGGAGAUUUUUACAUGACAUGUCGACAAAUGUCGAACAGGUUUGAUUGACUGUUAAGGGAAAAGGAAGUAGAAGCACCAGUGAAAAAACACUUCCUUUUUCAUGAACCUUUGUAUGGAGCUUGUUUUUGUUUGAACUAUUUAAUUUAUUAUCUGACUGUUACUCGUGGUCCUGCGUUUUACAGUGUUUUGCUGUCUGAAUGUGUUCUGUGGUGUACUUCAGCGUGAAGACAGCAUUGUUGAUGCAAUAUGUACUGUUUGUGCUCUCUUUGUAUUCCUGAUCUGUGUCAUUCUGUAGACCUUCGGCACAGCUCACUUAGUAACCUGUUGACAUAAGAAACUCGUAAAAUGAAUGAAUGAAAGAAUGAACUAUUCAACAGCCACUGUACUGGCAUAUAGUACAGUGGCUGUAUGAGCCAGCAUGGACUCAAUAGGACUGUCCAGAAACUGAUGACCCAUUGAGAAAGGUAACCAUAAUUGAGGUUACAAAUCACCAGAUCACACCAGUGCUCCCUCCUGGAUAAUAUUUAAGAAUAUCUUCUGUGAAACAGGCUUGUUAUUCCUCCUUGAUUAUGAUGAUAUUUGAGGAAACUCUUGGUCAAUGUGACCACAGCUUUCCCUCCUCACACAGAAGAAGGCCACUGAACAUCAUCUAUUUUUCAAAUGGCACACAAACAAUUGAGUAGAACACUUCAUACCCAGUCAUCAGGAUAAAAUAGACCAUAAGCACAAUGUUGUCACAAGAUACAUAUUGAAAAAUGUAAUGCUAAAUAAAAAAAAAACAAAGUUUCAACUUAUCUGUUGUUUUGCAGAAACUAACUUAGCCAACAUUUAUUUUUAAUUAUUGCCAUUAGUCCCAAUACUUCAAUAAAGUAAGGGACUUAUGGCAGACAAAACAUCAGAUGUGACAUCCCAACUUCCAGGUCCUUAAAUUGUCUUUAAUUCAGUUUUAUAAUGUUAGGCCUUAAAAGUCCUUAAACUUUCUUACAUUUGAAUUUGUGAAGGCUUUUUUGCUCCCUUCCGUUCUUUUUCUUUUUCUGCUUUUUCCAUGAAGGUCCCGGGGAUGUUGCUGCUUUUAUCCCCCUAAGGGGUUGCAGGGUUACUGGGGCCAAAUCCAGUUUACUCUCUGAGCGGCAGCUCAUCACAGGACCCUUACUGAUGGCAGAGGCUGCAACACAGGUGCCAACUGCACAUCAGUCAAGCUCUUUUUAACCUCCCACUGAAACUAAUGUGCUUAAACAUUAAACUGUAGAUUCACCUAAAUCAUUUUAAAAAUUGUAUUCCUACACAGGACCUACGUCUCCAUGGGAUUACACACAGUUUAGUGGUUGUAUAAAAAAUAAUUAUUUGUCAAAAAUCUGUCUUGAGUUUGGUUGAAAAUGAUCUUGAAAAGGUCUUUUUUAGCAUACAGACUGUCUGACACCUGUAGACAACCUGUUCUAGUUCUAGUAUGGGUCAAGCUCCAAAAACACUGGAGCCUUCAAUUUCCCAUAAUGCUUGAUAGCAUCAUUUAUUUGAACAUUCUUUCCUGGUAAAUGCCCACAUACAGUAUUACUGGAAAAUUGAGUUUUACAUUUAAAACCAACCGAAGUUCUCCUAUAAUUUUCCUACCUACCUGUAAAUAAUUGAACCACCAUCACCAUCAUUAUCAGUCCGUACAACAGCCUGUCCUAACUUGUACACAAAAGUAACAUUCUUCACUUGACUUGCACUCAGCUUUCACAGAAGUGUAUUUGCAAAAAUGAGCACAGUAAUGACACUGUUAGGCUGAUUAGAUGGCUGGAUAUUUACCAAAAAAAUUUGGAUUAGCUUCAAACACAAAAUUUUACAUAAAAAUGCAACAAGUACAAGAAAAUGAUUAUCCAAAGGAUUCACUCUUAAUUGCUUUUUGUACAUAGUUUUACAGAGAAGAAGUAUGUCAGUAUGUUUUACGUUAAGGUUUUCCCUCUGUAUCAGUCACAUUCACACGUUCUGUGUUACAUUCCAUCGGGUGGGGUUUGCUGGGGCUCAGAACUUGCAACAAAUAAAUUAUUACAGUGCUAAAAAGUGCUUGACUGAUUCUAAAGCAGCUCAUGUAAGGCUUCUUUUAGGGCAGUACCCUCAGUGUCUCUCGCACUGCCAGUACAACUAAAGACCACACAAUCUGUCCCAGAACUGAGGAAAUACACCACUGACUUCGUCCAAACUCACUGCUGUGGCUCAAACACCUAAAACACAGUCUGAAGGGGACUUCCUAUUGUAUGUGCAAAUAGAGGAAGCCCUGAUGUGUGGUAGUUGCAAAAUAUCAUGUGACAUAUUUGAGCUGAAACAAUGUAAAAACAGAAGAAUCUGAUGUUGUCCAGUGAAAGCCCGGAGACACAGUAUAUUUCCAUGAAAACAAGUGUCUCUGUCCACUGGGGAAGGACAUGUGAUGAAUGGACGCCCCUGCCUUUUCCUCGAUACCUUUCCACAUUAAUCCUCAGUUUAAAGGUUUCAUCUUUUCUCUUUUGCUGCUGGAGGUGUUAUGUCAUCAUAUCUAUUGAAGGCUGGAUUUGUUACACUUUUCUCUAAACUUCACAGACAAAUAAAGAGACAUCACUAGUCAGUGUCA
Molecule: messenger RNA, 5766 nt
Organism: Acanthopagrus latus (yellowfin seabream)
Lineage: Eukaryota; Metazoa; Chordata; Actinopteri; Spariformes; Sparidae
Gene: nod1
Product: nucleotide-binding oligomerization domain containing 1
Exons: 12
Coding region: 174-2999 (941 amino acids)
Biological process (GO): regulation of apoptotic process
Molecular function (GO): protein binding
Source: RefSeq, a predicted model, not a curated record